Molecule: messenger RNA, 2475 nt
Organism: Notechis scutatus (mainland tiger snake)
Lineage: Eukaryota; Metazoa; Chordata; Lepidosauria; Squamata; Elapidae
Source: RefSeq, a predicted model, not a curated record
GCCCCCUUCCACCUGCUCGCGGCGAAAAGAGAAGCCAGCGGCACCGGGGAAAAGAGGACGACGCGGACCGACCACAACCCUGCUUGUUUUUUUUUCCGGGAACGAGGGCCGAGGCAUGGCAGGACUCUGGGCCGACUGAAGAGGACGAGGGAAUCUCGAGCGGGGAAAGUGUUACAAGGACCGGCGAAGCAGGAGGGUCCCGCUUGCCUGAUUCAACGGAGGUGAAUAUCCAGGAAGCAGUAUGAGCCAGAAAGGAUCCAUAGGCAGCCACUCUGGCUCUGCAAAUGGCAGCAUGGGUAAAGGAGACGGUGCUGGCAAAAUGAGUGCAAAAGAUCUAUAUGAACAAAGAAAGAAAUACUCCAACUCAAACGUCAUCAUGCACGAAACAUCUCAGUACCAUGUCCAGCACCUGGCUACCUUCAUCAUGGAUAAAAGCGAGGCCAUUGUAACAGUGGAAGACGCUGUCAGGAAGCUCAAACAGCUGAACUCCAAAGAGAAGAUCUGGGCCCAAGAAAUGCUGCUGCAGGUGAAUGACAAAUCUAUUCGACUGUUGGAUUGUGGAACUCAGGAAGAGCUCGAAGAUUUCCUCCUGCCAACAGUCCAGCACUGCCAGACUGUGCUGAAUCAGAUGCGCUAUCCCUCCAUCCUCCUGUUGGUGUGUCAAGACUCUGAACAGCACAAACCUGACAUUCACUUCUUUAAUUGUGAUGAAGUGGAGGCAGAGAUGAUUCAUGAGGACAUAGAAAGUGCACGUGCUGACCAUAAGUUUGGAAAGAAGAUACGGCCACAGACCCUCAAGGCGAACCAAGAGAAGAUCAAACAGAGGCAAUCCAUCCUCCCCCCACCUCAAGGGCCUGCACCCAUCCCUUUCCAGAAUGAAAGCAGAGGCUUCCAAAAAAACAACCAGAAUCGUGUGGUCCCUCCGUCCCAGCCAGAGUACGAUCGACGAAGUAGUAGCUCCCAGGAUUCUGAGGAGUCUCGUGCAGCUUUAGCACAGAAGAUUGAAAAAGAAACGCAAAUACUGAACUGCACCCUCGAUGAUAUUGAGCUCUUCGUGGCCAAGCUUCAGAAAGCAGCAGAAGCAUUCAGGCAACUGAACCAAAGGAAGAAGGGAAAGAAGAACAAGAAGAAAGGGCCAGCAGAGGGAGUUCUGACUCUGCGCGCAAAACCUCCACGUGAAAUCGAGUUUCUUGACUGCUUUCAGAAAAUCAAGCUGGCAUUAAAUCUUCUGGUCAAACUGAAAAAACAUAUUCAGAAUCCAAGUGCUUCAGAAUUAGUCCAUUUCCUGUUUGGACCACUGGAACUGAUUGUUAACAGCAGUGGAGGCCCUGAAUUUGCAAGGUCUGUUGUCAGUCCACUUCUUUCAAAGGAUACUACAGAUUUUCUAAAAGGGCAUCUAACACCAAAGGAAAUGGCAUUGUGGGAAUCCUUAGGAGGCACCUGGACAAGAUCAAGAGCUGAAUGGCCAAGAGAUGCCAACAUCCCAAGAUAUGUUCCAAAGUUUCACAAUGGAUGGGAGCCACCCCUGGAAAUCUUUCGUGGGGCUCCAUGGGAAAUUGAUAUUGGCCAUUUGCAAGAAGAGCUGUCAUCAUCCAAUGGGUGUCCCAAUCGCCACUUGAAGCCAGUCCAGACUUCAGACCAAAAGCAAGCAGUGGAUGCCUUUGCUCAGCAUGUUACUCAACAUGUAAAUAGGAAUUUUGAGGCACAAGGUAUAGCUCAGUCAAAGAGAUAUGCCAAAAUUCUUUAUGAUUUCACUGCUCGAAAUGCAACUGAACUGUCAGUGCUGAAAGAUGAAAUUCUAGAGGUGUUGGAAGAUAACAAGCAAUGGUGGAAGCUGAAAAACCGAAGUGGACAGGCUGGUUAUGUUCCAUAUAAUAUCUUAGAUCUGGUGACUCUGGAGGAUUUUGCAGCAAUGGAGCAGAGUAAUCAGAAAUACCGAGACUUGAGUCCACGAGCAUCUGGAUCUUCCAGCCCCUCCCAUAAGUUACCUCCUAGUUAUGCUGGCGACAAAUGGGGAAGUGAAAUGGCAGCCCACAGUUCUUCAGAAGCCAAAGGACAAUUGAUCCAUCACAUGGACGAGGUCAAUGAUGAAUUGCUGAAAAAGAUCACAAAUAUUAAAAUCCAGCAACCUCAAAGGAAUUUUAAAGUAGAGAAGACCCAGCAGGUUCAUGUUCCCUUAACCUUUGAAUCCAAUGCUAUGGAAGUCAGAGUUUGGCUAGAAGCAAAUUCAUUCAGCAAAGGGUAAGUGGCUCUUCUUUUUUUAUGCCUCCCCAUAUAUUUUUUUUUUAUUUCUUGCAAUUCUCCCUUCCCUUCCCUCCAACUGUAAGCUAAGGAUAGUGGAAGUAAGUCUAAUGCAACCACAGGGCAAUAGAUUCAUUUUUGUUUCAGAUAAUGUAAAAUGAUUGGGAUAGCAGGAUAAAAAAAAGUUAAUUGUUAAUUGUUUCUUAACUAUUAGGUUUCUUGCAGAAUAGGGAA